UCUGUGCACUGAAUCCAGCGCACCUAUCGGUUGUCAACAGUCAGUGCAGCGGCCGUAUGGCGGCGUGUUUUACGGCACAAAUCAAACCGUGUCGUGUGUCUCUGGAUCCAACCGAGAGUCGACCUGCAGUCACAGAAACAGCCGAACUAACCAACAAUGGCUCAUCUGACUGAAAACCCCGCUGAUAAAGAGAGGUUCAUCUGCAUCUACCCGGUCUACAUCAACAGCAAGAAGACGCUGGCUGAAGGACGAAGGAUCCCCGCAGAGAAGGCUGUGGAGAACCCGUCCUGCUCUGAGAUCAGAGACGUCCUGACGGCGGCGGGGAUGAACGUCUACAUGGAGAACAAGCUGCACCCCAGGGAGCUGAACCGGGACGUCCAGUUCAGAGGCCGGAUCAGGGUCCAGGUGAAGGAGGCCGACGGCAGCUUCUGUCAGGACAAGUUCUCCUCCCGUAAAGACGUGAUGAUGUACGUAGCGGAGAUGAUCCCUAAACUAAAGACCCGGACCCAGAAGAGCGGAGGAGGAGACACCAGCGCUCAGCAGGGAGAGGGCGGAAAGAAGAGCAAGAAGAAGAAGAAAUAGACUCAAAGAGAGAACUUUUUAUUUUAAAUUAAUUUGAAACGUGCAGAAUCAAACCCUGGACAUUUUAUUUUGUUGUUUUUUGACCUCAGAAACUCUUCGGCCGUCGGCGUGUAAAGAUAAAACACGUCUGUUUCUCCUUUUUAACUCUUGAAGUGAACGUUUCUGCUCUCAGCUCGUCGUCCAGUUUCUAAAAACAGGCAGCUGCAGAGAGCGAGAACUCAUUUCUGUUCUUCCAGCUUUCAGAGAGGGAGAAGUGAUGGAGGACGUCUUCUGUCUAUGUUUAACUCCACGUUUUGUCUCUUCCAAUAAAGAGUUCAGGUUCUCCUUUUUCUCACCUUCAUUUGAAAAUUAAUCGUCCUCGUAGCGGCGAUCAGAGGACCUCGUCGUCAGGAGCCUGACGGAGGAAAUUAAUCUCUAGGUUAUGUUGAAGUUUUAUAAACGGUUUAGUUUGUUUAAACUUAUCGGCUCAGCUGUGGUUAAAACGGGCUCAGCUGAACCAGAACUUGCAGCUCGGUGCGAAACUGGACCUGACUGUUCUGGUUCAUCUGAACCGGAUGUGAUGAUGAAGUUCGGCCCGACGCAGGAGUUUCAGGAAGUCACAUUUUUAUUUUUUAGAGUUUCCCAGUGGUGAAGUACUCAAAUCCUGUACUGAAGUAAAAGUACUGCUACCACACUGUACAAAUACUCUGCAUUGAAAUGUUACUGCAGUAGAAGUAUGUGAGUAUAAUCAGGAACAUGUACUUAAGAGUAUUAAAGCAGUAAAAUGUC
This is a messenger RNA of Micropterus salmoides (largemouth bass), 1350 nucleotides long. RefSeq names its product signal recognition particle 19 (gene srp19). Gene Ontology annotation, biological process: SRP-dependent cotranslational protein targeting to membrane, signal sequence recognition; SRP-dependent cotranslational protein targeting to membrane. The transcript is spliced from 5 exons. The record is from RefSeq and is a predicted model, not a curated record. NCBI's taxonomy places the organism in Eukaryota, Metazoa, Chordata, Actinopteri, Centrarchiformes, Centrarchidae. The coding region runs from base 157 to 582 and encodes 141 amino acids. Gene Ontology annotation, cellular component: signal recognition particle, endoplasmic reticulum targeting. Gene Ontology annotation, molecular function: 7S RNA binding.